Molecule: messenger RNA, 345 nt
Organism: Peniophora sp. CBMAI 1063
Lineage: Eukaryota; Fungi; Basidiomycota; Agaricomycetes; Russulales; Peniophoraceae
Source: the annotation of a GenBank genome assembly
AUGGACACUCAUCAAGUUGCCGGCUAUGGCCGCCCACAGAAAGUCCGAAAUCCGCAGCGAGCGACCCUGGUCGCGCGGUACCGCAACCGGUGGGCGGAGGCUGCCCAAUCGAAGGGCGCACGUUGUCAAUUACUCAACGAGGCGGCCAGUUGGGUGUGGCUCACGUACGGCGCGGAUGAUCCUUGGACCGAGGUCGGUGACGUCGAGAACGGCGCUCUGAUUGAGGCCGGGGAGUGGCUCGCAAACGAGGGCGUCGUGCCAGACAUCAACCAGCCGCAGUACAAAGCAGUUCGCUCGGAUAUACUCCGUGUGCUCCAACUGGAGACGCAGAACCAGGCCGAGUAG